Molecule: messenger RNA, 1407 nt
Organism: Ailuropoda melanoleuca (giant panda)
Lineage: Eukaryota; Metazoa; Chordata; Mammalia; Carnivora; Ursidae
Gene: LORICRIN
Product: loricrin cornified envelope precursor protein
Exons: 2
Coding region: 313-1176 (287 amino acids)
Cellular component (GO): cornified envelope
Molecular function (GO): structural constituent of skin epidermis
Source: RefSeq, a predicted model, not a curated record
AUUUUACAGGAAGUCGAGGACAGAGGAGGGAGUGUGUGUCACCUGCUGCCCAAUCACACAGCAGAUGCCUGAGGCGGGUCUGGGAGAGAGAGAUGGGCAACACUACUGGGCUAUUUAAAGUUUGGUAAAGACUUUCUGAGGAGGAGCACAACUCUCUGGAAAGCACUAAUCUUAGGAGUCCCAUCUGAGAGGUCUCCCGGAUCUCAACAGAGGGCAUCAAGCCCGGCCCGGGCAGUGCUGCUCUGCGGCCUACCGGCGUUGCCAUAGCCGUAACGGCCUCCUCUGCGCCAUCCUCUUACCGGCGGUCCAGUGAUGACGCUCUCUGCUCUCCUUCCAGGGUUCCGUUCCUCCUUAGACAAGAUGUCUCACCAGAAGAAGCAGCCGACGCCCAUGCCGCCACUGGGCUGCGGGAAGACCUCGGGCGGCGGCGGCGGAGGAGGAGGAGGAGGCGGCGGCGGAGGCGGCGGCGGCGGCGGCCGCUGUGGCUUCUCUAGCGACGGCUCGGGCUGCGGGGGCGGCUACUCCGGCGGCGGCGGCGGCGGCGGCGGUGGCGGCGGCUCCGGCUGCGGGGGCGGCUAUUCCGGCGGCGGCUCCGGCUGCGGCAGCUACUCCGGCGGCGGCGGCGGCGGCGGCGGCUCCGGAGGCUGCGGAGGAGGUUCCGGUGGAAGUGUCAAGUACUCUGGGGGUGGUGCCGGCUCCGGAGGUGGCGGCGGCUCCGGUUGCGGGGGCGGCUAUUCUGGGGGCGGCUCCGGCUGCGGAGGCUACUCUGGCGGCGGCGGCUCCUCCGGCGGCAGUAGUGGCUGCUUCUCCGGCGGCGGCGGCUCCGGCCAGCCGGUCCAGUGCCAGAGCUACGGAGGCGUCUCUAGCGGCGGCUCCGGCUGCGGCGGCUUCUCCGGGGGCGGCGGCGGCUCCUCCGGUGGAAGCUCCGGCUGCGGCGGGGGCUCGUCCGGCGGCGGCUCCGGCUACUCGUCUCAGCAGGCCACCCAGACCUCGUGCCUGCCCCAGCAGAGCUACGGAGGGGAAUCCUCCGCAGGCAGCUGCGGCGGCGGCUCCUCCGGGGGCGGCGGGGGCUGCUUCUCCAGUGGUGGCGGCGGCCCUUCCUCCGGGGAUGGCAAGGGCGUCCCCAGCUGCCACCAGACGCAGCAGAAGCAGGCGCCUACCUGGCCAAGCAAAUAAGGCCCGUUAGACGCCGCGGAGAAGAAAGAGAUGGAGGUGUUCUCCGUGGGCGCCAAUGGGCUUAGCGCUCUCAUGAUAUUGCCCGAGGUUCCCAGAUUCUUCAGGUGUUAGCACCGGAGCCACGGAGCUCUGGGGCUGCAUCUUUUUCUGCAGUUUUUCCUCUUUGGUUUCUGUACAACUACCUCCCAACCCCGGUACAUCCUCAGUCAAUAAAUUUGCAAUUCAUGAGAA